AUGCUGCCUAUCCGUAACUCCACUAAGAGUAUAUUCCACCAGGCUCGGCCAUUUCUUGAGGGAAAGGCCAUCAAUCGUUGUUGCCACCUCUUUGUACUGUCCUCCGCUCAACCGUUCCCGCUCAUCCGAAAACCAAGUCACAACCUGCACCCACGCCUAUGUACCCCCACACCGACCGCGCAUGACGAAAAGGCGAGCAAAGAAGCUACCCUGCUGGCGAAGCUCAAGCAUCCCAACAUCGUGGGGUUCUGGGAGAGCUUCUUCCACGGAGCCUCUCGGGACGUGCUAUGCAUUGUCAUGGACUACGCCGACGGCGGGGACCUCAGCUCCUGCCUCAGCAGGAGGAACGGCCGCCUGAUCGACGAGGAAAUCGUCCUCGACUGGUUCGUGCAGACGACGCUCGCUCUCAAGCACAUCCACGACCGAAAGAUUUUGCACAGGGACCUCAAGACGCAGAACAUAUUUCUGACGCGUUCGAGGGUGGUCAAGCUCGGAGACUUUGGCAUCGCUAAGGUCCUUGGGAGCACCUUCGACCUGGCGAGAACAGCUAUUGGAACUCCCUACUACAUGUCACCCGAGAUAUGCCAGGAGAAGCGGUACAACCACAAGUCCGACAUGUGGAGCUUAGGGUAUAGCUCCGGCGUGCGCAGCCUUGUGGCGCAGCUGCUGAAGAAGGAUCCCCACGCGCGGCCGAGCACCGGUGCGGUGCUACGGCGACCUCUGAUGAAGGACAAGAUCGGACGGUUCCUCAACAAGGCGCAGGCCAUCAGCCAAUCGCCUCCUCCUCCUCCGCUGCCGCUGGGGCCGCAUCCGCCGCGCCGAACCCUCUGUCCGGUGCGGCCGCCGCCGCUCAUCGCUGGCCGUUCAACGGUGCCGGUAUCAGCCACCCGCGACCAACGGGCGCUUCGCCCGGGGGCGGUCGCGAGAACGUCGACGCCGGGCGGCGAGCACGGCCGAUGGCCCGCGAGGGAGGACGGGGUGGCGGCGAGGUUGCCCAAGGAGAAGCGGCAGCAGGCUUGGCGGAAGAACGGAGAAAAAUGCGGUCCGCAGAAGAGGAAGCGGCCGACGAGCGGAGGAGGAGGGCCGAGGCUUUGUCGAGAAAGAAGGAGAUACGUGGUGGGUGCUCUGAGUGCGUGCUCGGCGGCGAAGGAGCGCGGGCAGCUCGCGGCCGUCGCCCUCAACAUCGCCAAACCUUCUUCCGCCGGGAGCCGCUUCGCCAAGCCCAACAGGCAGAGCUCCGCCGAGGACGCGGCUAGCAGGGCGCGGAGGGACUCACGGCAGAAGCUGGCGGCGGAGCAGCGGGAGCUGGACUCGAAGCGGGCGCAAGAUCGGGCGGAGGUGGCGCGUGCAGCUCUCGGUAUCGGCGGGGGGAGGGGCCCCUCCCCUCCUCCCCACCGCCGCGGGUCCCCGUAUGACGGCGACGCCAAGGCUCAGAGGCCCCGCCGGCCGUCUGCGAGAGCUGUGUCGCCCGCCGAAGAAGAGGGUCCGGACGUUCGCGACGCUUGCGGAGGUGUAGCCGGAGCCCGGGAAGAGCGGGUAAUCCAACGCCUCCAGAACAUGUGCGGAGGCGGCAGUGCUUCGCCGGCCGGGGGCGGCCUAGAGGGCCCCACGAAACCGAAGAGGCUGGACGGGGAAGCGCAAGCGAAGAGGAGGGGGGAGAUGGGGGCAGGGUUGAGGUCAGAGGGGGUCUUGGGUGCCGCGAAGUACGGGGUCGAGGAGAUGAGUGCGGCCUUGGAGUUGGUGCGGCGGCGGCGAGCGGCGAGGGCCGUCUUCGGAAUCGGGAGCCCGGACAAAGACGCCGAGGAAGACGUGCAGAGCAACUUGGAGGUGAAGUCGAGCAGGAGCAGUCGCGAUCGUUCUCGGCCAGGGAAGGAAGUCACCACGCCUUGCCGUGAGUCUGGCGAGAGGCCGGCGGUACCAAGAGAGCCCUCGGCCGAAACGGGAAAUACGCCAACACCAUCCUUGGAGUCGAAACAAGCAACCAACCGUCACCACGAUCGCGAUGGCAACCGCGGGACCGCUACCGCUCCUGCCGACGACAAGGGCGGCGCAGGCUGCGAUGGGGAGAUUAACCAAGCCGAGAACGCCGGAGAUUAUCGCCGUCGGCUGGGACAGGCCCAGCGGGAGACCGUUCCGGAGACCGUUGCGGAAAUCGUCCCCCGUCAGACCGACCGGAAGGGGUCCAGCGAUGCUGUUGGCGGCGAUGCCGUCCCCGCCCCCGAGAACGAGCGGAAGGCCGGGGGCGUUUGUCGAGGCGAGGCAGCGUCGAUGGACGGUAGGGGGCAGGAGGCAAAGAGCAUCGUGCAAGGCCCCGGCAGCGACGUUCCGAUGGAGUUUGUUGAUGCGGAAGGCGGUUGCGGAGAUGGCGGGGUCAGGAGUAAGGUUAACCUCGGGGUGGACGACGGGUGGUUCCAGACGUUCGAGGCCAAGAUGGGCGCGAUAAAGAAGCAGGUGGAGCAGAUCAAGUCUCCGCCGACGUCCACGCCGCGACGGAGAGACGGCGACCAGGCGGACUACGUCGGCAGUAGCAGGCCGGACCCGACCGCAGCAGCAAAAUCCCAUCGAGACUUCGAGACACCGCCGCCGCACCGCUACCCUAUUAGGCAGCAGCGCGCGCCUCGCGGCAUCCACAACGACGGACAAGGCGACCACGAUGAUGAUGAUAAAGCUUCUGUGGGCUCUGCGGGCGUGUUGCGACGAUCUGACUCCUCCUUCUCGCAGCAGACGGCCAGACUUCAUGCGGUGGCAGCUGCAGUGGAAGCGGCAGCGGAGGUGCUGGCUGCCAUCCCGGCGACCGCAACUUCGGAGGAUAACCAGACUCCCGAGGUGAGGCGCUGCCGCAGCGACGGCGACCUCCGCGUGGACCAAGGAGACCGCCUUUGUCCCCCUACGUCCGACGAGGCCGGCGACGAGGAGGCUGGCAAGCCUGUAGAGGGCGUCGGCGGCAGCGGCAGCGGGGCGGCGAGGCCUUCGAGGCUUGGGGGUCCCGGGGGCGUGAAGGUGGCCAUGACGCCGGCUCAGCGAGGGAGCGGAGGGCGAGCGGCGCGGCAGCCUCCGGUCUCUAGCCGUAGCGAGAGAAAGCCUCCAAGUACUCGGGGCCCAAGACACGCUGCUGCGCUGGCGGCCGAGCUGGGACGGUACUCGGACAACCGGCCAUGGGCAAAGGCUAGAAGCGGGGUAAGGGCACCCAGCGGUAAUGACGACGACGAGGAAGGAGGAGGACACGAAGCUCACCCCCCCUCCGCGGAAGAGCGGGUGCAGGCUCUGCGCGCCACUCGCGACCGCGAGCGAGGCAAGCUGCGGGCUUUGAUCGCGGAAAAGAGACGGAGGUCAAGCAUCGAGAAGGCCAAGGCCGCGGCGGGCGGGGAAGCGUCGCCGCAGGGCGCAGCACCGCGCGGCGACGAACCGGAACCGGACGAGCCGCUCCUGCCACGACAAGAGUGGAGCUCUCCCAGAGACAUGGCGGCGGCUGGGGUCGGGGGGCGGCGGCCCGCUGACCGCGCCACGGGACCCCCGGCGUCCGAGCCACGAGGAGGGCGGUGUCGAGGCACACCCCUACAUAGAGUCGCUUGCCCGAAGGGAGGAGCGCGUUCGGGGUCCGUGAACGCUUCGACUCGCCGCCGGAGAAGACCGGGGAGCGACUACAACGAUGACAGCAGUAACCAGGAGGGUGAACUCAGGGCAGGGGCGAGGAGGGAACCCGCGAAGCGGCAACAGAGCCUUCGUGACUUCAUCGCGGAGAGUAGGCGGAACCAACGGGUGAGGCGGUCUGUCGGUCGUGACGACGAGGACGAGGACGAGGACGACGACGGCGACGGUUUUUCUGUCUUGGUGCCCUCGGGACCAGGCCGCAGGCGCGGGGAGGGGCGGCCGACGGACCACGAUGCGCUGGCAACGGGAGGAGAGGAGAAGGGGACAGGAGAGGUGGUCGGGUUUGACGACGCGGUCGUUGCCGUAGUCCCAGCCCGUAGAAAUAUUGGCCUAGACUUUGAGGAGGAGGGCAGGGUGUGGGAGGCGGAAGAAGGAGGAAGAGGAGCAGGAGCAGAGGCAGCAGGCGGGGCAGGAGUAUUCUCCGGGGGUGGGGGGUCCGCCGCUGAGGUUGGCCGGGGGGGGGCGGAAGAACAGACGAGGGGCGAAGAAGAGAGCGUUGCCAGCAGAGGGUCAUCGAAGUCGUCGUCAUCGUCCACGUUGUGGAAUUGGGAGCACUCGCCGGUUGGCGAGGCUGUGGGUUCCAUGGAAGGGGUGCACCCGGGCCUUGCGACGUACAACUCUCAGCGAACAGCGGCGGCGGUGGUGGGGGGCGGGGACGGUGGGGGGCGCGCGGGACAGGAGGAGUAUGCGCGAAUGUUAGAGCUGAUGCAGCAGGAGGUUCUCGAGCUAGGAGAUGGCGCCAGCACGGACUCCGGGUGGGGCGAGAGCAGCUCCAACUCCGGCGAGGAGAAAAGCUCCGGGUCAGAGUCGAAGCAGCGACCGAGCGGAGGCGACGACGAGGAGCAGCGGACUGGCGGCGGCUGCGGCGGCGGCGGCGGCGAAAAAAGAAGUCACAACGAAGACGGUGUUAGUAGCAACAACCCUUCUCGGGUCGUUUCAGGACCCGAGCUGGCCGUGUUCUUGUUUCAGGGUGGGGUGAAGGGCGGCAAUCCCAACGGCAGCGGUCUUGAGGCGAAGGACGAUCAUGGGUCGUCGGGAGCGGCAAAUUUUCUGUCGCCUGGUGCCCCCUCUUGUGGCAGCCGAGACUCCUCGGUCCUCGCGUACUCUGGGUCUGGGCUCCAGGGUUUAGCCGUGGGCGGAGGCGUUUCGACAGUGGAAGGGCUCAGGAGUGCUGCAUGUCGUCGCGGAGAAGUCCCAUUGGAAGCGGAUGAGGUACUAUCUCGUGAAGAGGCGUGCUGUGGGGAUAGUAUUGGAAAGGUUCCGGUGGCAACAGAUGUGACGCCGCUCAGAGAUACCCGUGAGGAUCUCGGGACGAAGUCGUCAUCCCUUAGCGGCGAAUUGCGAGGUGUAGAUUUCAUCCUCGGCAAGUCGACGACCAGAGGUGCGCCCCCUUGAAAGGAUGGGUCUAGGAGGCGGACGCGGGAACGUAUAUUGAACCAUCACCACCGCAGCUCUGCUGUAGCCUGUAGCGGGAGGACAACUGUUCGGCUUCCAAUACCACGAUAAAUGUAGCGUCGUCUG
This is a messenger RNA of Ectocarpus sp. CCAP 1310/34, 5172 nucleotides long. Lineage: Eukaryota; Phaeophyceae; Ectocarpales; Ectocarpaceae. The record is from the annotation of a GenBank genome assembly.